CAAUUUUGUCGUUUGCUUUGAAUCUAAAUUUCAUUUAUUAAAUCACAUCUCAAUUGACUGUCAAUUACUGUCACUAUUAAGUGAUAUCCGAAGACACCAUCACUCGUGUGUCAGACACCUGUCCUCAGGAGUGGUUCGUAUGAUUUGAGCCAUCGAUUCAUCCCUUAUUAGAUUUGAAUGAAUCCAUGAAUUGAAGGAAUGGUCGGCAAAGACGAAGACAAUCGAUUCAAUUGUCCGAUCGAUGGCUGUGUUUACGGCCUCUCCGGUGACAAACACUUCAAACGCAAACUCUUCUUAACGCAACACAUCGCAAACAAACACUCGGAGAAGAAGUUCUCGUGCGAGAAGUGCCACAAGAAAUACGCCAUUGAAUGGCAACUCAAAUAUCAUGAGAAGUCUUGCGGCCUUCAGUGGAGAUGCGGUUCCUGUCCGAAGAGUUAUACCGAAAGACUGUCUUUAAUAAUGCAUUGCAAAAGACAUUCACACGUAUUGUCACCAAACGAUUGCAUCAAGAAAUGCAAAACGGAUCCGAAGGCGACUCCGAUUAAUGUCCAAUUGGUUACUAUAGUCUUACCACUGAUUGUUGAUUCAAAUAACGCCAAUCAAAGACCAGUGAAUAUUUUACCAAAAAGUGACCACAUUUUAGACUCAAUGUCUGUGAGAAGCGAUUCCACGCAAACCAAUGCCAUAGAAGAGUGCAAGAAAUGCAAAAUGAAAUCUCCGGUUAAACACAUGCAAACAAAUGCCAAGAAAUAUCAGUCCAUUUCCAUACAAACCGAUCAACGAUUGAAUCAUAAAUCAUCCAAAUAUAGAGAGUCCAGAAGUACUGACUGUCAGACCAUUAGAAAGCGUAACCGAAAGCCGCAGUUAAACAACAACUUUGAAAGCAUUGAAACGCAAACCCUUGAGAGCGCUCUUCACGCCAAACAAGUCUCGAAUCGGAUCCAAAUCUCUGCGUCCACUUCGACAACACCUCCGAAGAGAGCCAAAAGAAAUCGUUUAGACGUCAACACGAGUGCUGUUAAUGAAGUGAAGUCCAAGUCUUGCGCCUUCACUCAAACCACUGACCCAUCGAUUGCUUCCACUUCUUUGGAUUUGUUUGAUUUCAAUCCACUGUUGAGUGAAAUGAAUACAACGAAUGCUAUUUUGGAGCAAUCGGUCCAAACGGAGGCCAUCGAUGUCUCGUUUGUCCACGAAUUCAAUAAUAUUGAAACACAAACUGUUAAUCAAGACCUAAAUGCCGAUGAUUUUGACAAUUUAUGUACGGAUGAAGAUCUGGAUCUCUUCAAAAUCUUUGAGUUCGCAGACAUCGAGACGCAAACCAUUUGGAAUAACGACAGAACCACUCAAACCGACGAACAUUUGGAUCAAAUAAAUGAUGUAAUUCUCAGAUAUUUAGACAAUGAGAGCGAAUGUGAUAUUUCGGGCACAACUCUAUUCACAUCCACACAAACACAAACUCAAACGGAAUUCCCAUUACUUAACUCCUCUGCCAUUCAAAUCUCACACAAUUACGAUUGAUCUAACACUUGAUCUUCUAUUCAGCGAUUCCUAUUUUAUCCAUUGUCUUUUUUUCCUAU
This is a messenger RNA of Medioppia subpectinata, 1580 nucleotides long. The record is from the annotation of a GenBank genome assembly. NCBI's taxonomy places the organism in Eukaryota, Metazoa, Arthropoda, Arachnida, Sarcoptiformes, Oppiidae.